This is a messenger RNA of Phaedon cochleariae (mustard beetle), 870 nucleotides long. NCBI's taxonomy places the organism in Eukaryota, Metazoa, Arthropoda, Insecta, Coleoptera, Chrysomelidae. The record is from the annotation of a GenBank genome assembly.
AUGCCACUAACUGCUGAUGCAGUAGCUGCCCAACAGGUACAGGAGCGCCUGAAAGCUCUACAGCAACUUGUACAUGAAAUUGAAAAGAAACGUCAACAAUCUGAACAGGGAAUCCUGACUUUACAAAGGUAUUCUCAGGAUGACCAAUCAGGCCAAAGUUCUCAGAAAAUGAAGUCCCUAUAUAAAAUGGCUAUUGCUCAAACUGAGCAAGAAGAGGAGGUGAUUCGCAAGGCUCUCCAGAAGAUUACAGAAAUUCGUAAUAUAAAAAAUGAGAGAAGGAUUCAGUCCAAGAUUGCCUCCAACAAAGAGUCAAUCAGAAAAGGGAUAUGGAUCAAAAUGUUGACCAGUUCUGCACAAACUUUACCUUUGUAUGUUGGAAAAAUUGGUGAAAAGCCCCCACCAUUAUGUGGAGCUGUACCAGCUGACCCAAACUUCAUUUCUAGGGUGGGAGACAUGGUAGCUGCUCUAGUGAAAGACUCUGAAGAUGGUGACAAUUGUAUUUUAGCUGAGGUUGUCAGUUACAACCCCACUACUGGUAAAUAUGAGAUAGAUGACAUUCUCAAGGAGCAAAAUCAGAAGGGUCGUCAUGUUCUGAGUAGAAGAAGAGUGAUACCAUUACCAUUGAUGAGAGCCAACCCUGAAACUGAUCCACAAGCUUUGUUUCCACAGGGCACUCUAGUGAUGGCUCUUUUUCCUCAAACUACAUGUUUUUACAAGGCCAUCGUUAACAAACCGCCUGCCACACACACAGACGAAUAUGAACUUCUUUUCGAAGACAAGACAUAUCCAGAGGGCUACAGCCCACCCCAUUAUGUCGUCCAACGUUAUGUGAUCGCUUACAAGCAAAAAAACAAACAGACCACCACUUGA